GAGAGGAUUUAUUUUUAGGGUUUUAUGAGGGGUAUUUUAAGGACUCCUAGGGUCAGGGUGGAUUUAUGAAGAAUAGAGGCAUGCUACAAAGAGUGGAGAUACAGAAUGAGACAGAUCCAUUGUGGAGGAACAGCUCUGUUGAGGAAUCUGAGCCUGUCAUAGACCGACUUGCACUAUUCAAAGCAAGAAACAAUAAACUAUUUUAUUGCAGGGGAAUACUAGAACAGCAUCCUCUUCAUUUUUCUUUCCAUGAUGGGAAAGUUCUGAAGCUCUGCCCUGUGAGGAGUGAGCAGCCCUGGGCACUGAACAUAAAACGAGGCAUUCUCAGUGUCCUGCAGACAGCGCAAGCACCCGCUGCCGGUGCCGUUGUUGAGGAGGUGAGACCAUCACUACAGUCAUGCUCUGAACUCACUGAGGCCCUUGGACAUGCUAAGUCUAUUCCUUCUGUGGACAUUCUGGGAAUAUGCCCAACCAAGUACCAGCGAAAGGGUCCUGUUCUUGUAAAGACAAGGGACUUAAACCUCUGCUCCCAUCGAUAUUCUGGUUUUACUUCUGUGCAGUCUGUUGUUCUUCCUCAUGUGUCGUCUGAGCAGCAGGUCCUGUCUUCCAAACUGGAAUGUGUUCAGAGCAUUAAGGAUGGAGUCCUGGCAGAGGCCAGAUGCACCGAGUCCGACCGUGUGACGCUGUUCCCUCAGAAGGGUGGUGGGACAGACACACAGACACAGUCCUCGCUGCAGCUCCUUCAGUGGGAAGCAGACACACUGCACAAAAAAGUGGACUAUGAGGAUCUGUACGUGACCAGCAUUCUCUAUGAAAGGGAAGAAAUGGAGAGGGAGGUCAAAGGAAGGGAAGUGACUGAACUGGUGUGGAAGCUUUGCUUAGCACACAGUGCCAGUUAUGAGACUGCAGGCCUUUUCAUGACCCUCGUGUUUGAGCUCCGACAUCUCUCUCUUGAGGCCUUAAGAGCACUAUGGCAAAGAUCUUCAUUUAAGUGCAGAGACAACUGGCAACCAUUAAUAGAUGCUCUCCCAUCUUGUGCUACAGAGGCAUGUGUUGUCCUAAUGAAAGAACUUGUGGCUUCUGGAGAAGUCGAGGAAGACAAAGUAGAACAUUUCUUCUGGUCAUUUGCAUUCAUUCCUAAGCCCACCUCGGGCAUGAUUGAAUCUCUCGCUCCUUUGCUGGAGUCACCCAGAGCAAGCCAGAGCUGCUUCUUGGGAGUAACUGCUCUCCUACACAGGUUUUGCUCAGCUCACAGCUCCUGUGAUGAUGUACCUGCUGUGCAGGGUGUGCUGAGGAUUCUUGGGAAAUUUUUGGGAGGAAACUGCACUGUGCAAGAUUCAGAACAUCUCAGUGAGAUGCAGCUGGUGUUAAAAGCCGUCGGGAACGCGGGACUGGCAGCGGCUUCGCUGGCUCCUGUUCUGAGCUCCUGUGCUUCCCUGAGCAGUAAUCCCAUGGAAAUCCGCCUCGCUGCUAUGCAGGCCUUCAGGCGCAUUCCCUGCUCUGUCAGGAAUGAUAUUUUAGUUCAGUUGUAUCAAGCAACCAGCGAAGAUGUGGAAAUAAGAAUUGCUGCUUAUUAUAUGGCAAUGAAAUGUCCACAUGAAGAGUUAUUUAAACAAGUACAAAAGACUUUGCUGAAAGAAACAUCCAGCCAAGUGGGUUCCUUUGUUUGGAGUCACCUCUCUCAGAUCCUGGAGACAGAUGAUCCACUGAAGGAGCACCUUCGAGAUUCUAUUCCUGAUGAAAUCCUUAGCAGAGAUUUUGAAAGGGAGACAUGGAAAUACUCCUCAUAUUCUGAUGUCACGUUCCACUCAGCUGGUGCAGGUGCAAAUGUGGAAGCAUCAGUGGUGUUUUCUCCUGCAUCUUUUCUACCACGCUCAGUCAUGACAAAUCUGACCGUUCACCUUAUGGGACAGGCUGUAAAUCUACUGGAGGUUGGUGUACGAUUGGAGAAUGCUGAAAGUCUGGUACAGAAGGUUUUUGGGCAGAAAUCUGCUUCUUUCAGUGACUAUUUUUUUGGAACCACUAAUGAAAGAAGCCACAAAUCAGAAAACCCAGUGGAAACAGCAGAGAAGGUCAAGCAGAGGAAGCUGAAUUUGAAGCGAUACAGCCCUGCUGAUCACCUUGUGACCAAGAGUGGGAGGCCAAAGUUGAGAAAAACAAACCAGAAUUGUCUUGGUAGAAAGUACAGUAAAAUGAGUGAGUUAGUCAAAAAGUUCACUGAGAGAACGGUGAGAAAGGAGACACUGAAAUGUGAGCUAAGCAUGAAGAUCUUUGGAAAUGAACUUACCUUCUUAGAUUGUGAAGAUUUAAGAAAACAAAUGAACCAUUAUUCCUUAAAUCUGGCUGAGCUGGCUGUCAAACUUCUGAAGGGUCAGGAGGUCCAGUUUAAUAAAAGGAUGAGUUUGGCCACUGAAGAAUUGCAGUUUCCAGCAAUUUCAGGCUUUCCUGUUCAGCUGGCAGUCAAUGCCUCGGCAGCAAUCAACAUAAAAAUCAAAGGGAAUGCGGAUUUCAAACAACACUCAAACUUCUUUCUGAACGGGUAUAUCAAGCCAAGUGCAUUUGUUCAGCUUUCUGUGCACAUGGGAACUGUGGGGACUGUGGGACAAGCUGGCCUAGGCUGGUUAACAGGAAUGAGGACAUCUACUAGUCUUGAUGGGGGAAUCCAGGUGAAAAAAGGGCAAGAGCUCAAAGUUUUCUUGAACACUCCAGAAGAAUCUAUGGAGAUAAUUAAUUUCAGCUCUAAACUCUACUUCAGAGGAGUGGAUGAGACAGAAGAAAGAGAUGUUUUCCAAGACCACACAGACACCCAAUCUUGCACCAGGGAGGAAGUGUCAGAGAUUCUUGGCUGGCAGCUCUGUUCUGAAAUGUCAUACCCUGCCCUAGCCAGUGGUUUGGUUUUCCCCCUCACUGGACCUUCGAGAGUGGCUGUCAUAUUAACAAAGAAAGACAGAGGCCUGCAGCAGUACGUUGUGGAAGCUGCAUAUAACUAUAUCCCUCAGGAGAAUUCAUGGAUCCCAAAUGAAGCUGUCUUUCGCUUCUUCAUUGGGACUCCAAAGUCAGACUUGAAAAGGGAUGUUGGUGUUGAUCUCAGUUUUAGUGUCCCACAGAAGAAACUCAGAAUCCAGUUUAUACAACCUAAGAGAAAAAUCGAGAUUGAUGGGAGGAUUGAGUUUUCUAAAAAUUCACGAAUUGGACACCUGGAGCUGAUAGUGGAUGACCGAGACGUGUAUUACAUUAAGGGGAUGACAGAUUUGCAGGUGCUGAGUGGAGAGCAGAGAUACAUGACCCAGCUGGAGGUAAAGCUGAUAAAGCAAAGCAGUCCUGUCAUUCUGUCAGGAAACAUCACUAAACAGCUUGGCAAGAAGAUAGCUUUCUCAGUGUCCCUGAAUAAUUUAUUGAAGGAUGCUGCAUUUCUUUCAGCACUUCUGGAGAAAAAGGUGGAUGAUAAGCUGAGACAAUACUCUUUGGAAGGGGAGACCUGCCUUCCAGGUGUUCUUGGAGCUCACGUCAUCGCUCUUCUCCAGCAACAUGAGGGCCUGUGGUCUCACAGUUUGAGGAUAAAGUAUGGGAUCCUAGGAGAGGCAAAAAAUCCUCGUCAUGAAUGCAGUAUGAGGCAAAAUAUUAAAGUGGAGACAGGUGCACAUGGAGUGUACAAAGUGGAUAUUGGGCACGAAUUUCACUGUGUGCAGACUCCAACCUACAAUCACAAGGUUCACCUGAAGCAUGAAGCGAGUGCAUCUUGGCUUUCCUCCCAAAUGGAAGUGAAUUAUGGGAAACACUGGGAUGAAAAAAACAACAAGAAGAAACUGCUGAUCAGCCAAGCAUUUAAGAACAGUUCCAGUCCAUCUGUAGUCAGCUAUUUCAUGGAGUUUGCCCUGCAAGUCCUGGAAAAGCAGGUGAAUUACAGAACCCAGCUGCAGCACUUGCACACCUCUAAGGUGUAUUUGCAGAGCAGCACCAACUUUGAGGUGCAAUACAAUGACCACAUGCCAUUUGUGGCUGGGCUGCAGUGGAAGGACGCAUCCAGAAAUGGCCUGAAGAAGUGGGAAGGUGGGUUAAAUCUAGACACCCCAUGGCUGUAUCUGUAUGCAGCUCACAAACUACAUCAGCCUCAGAAUUCUGCUUAUUUACUGACCACCGAGCUGACAGCUGGAAAAGCUCUCUCCAUUAAGAAUCUCGUAGUGGAACUGUUCUAUAAAGAUCAAGGCAAUGAAAAGGAAGGCAAAGUUCACAUUUACACACCAGCUACCACAUACCUGCAGGCAUCCACAUUUAAUCGUCUCGGGAGGAAUGUUCUGCAUAGCUAUGGUGAAAUGAUCUCUCUGUGGAAUCAGCUUGUGAAGAAUGAGAUUCAUUUGGAGAAUAAUGAACGAGCCAAACUUCUCUGCUUUAAGAUAACAAGUACAAAACAGGAAUUUAACUUAACAGCCAGCUAUCAGAAUCUGCCAACGCCAAAGAAGACAAACCUUUCUGUGAAGAUUGUAUGGAGAGAUUAUAAAAGUCUGCCUGUCAUACUGCAGUUGGAAGGUCAGAUAGAGGAGCUGAAGAAGGAGAAGAUGCUCUAUCAGAAACGUGGAAUCCUCCAUUUCAGGCAUCCUUUUAAAGUGCCCUUUCUGCAGAGCUUCCUUCUGCAGGAGACUUUUACUGUUGACAAAAAGCAAAAGCACUAUUUCAUGGAGACAAAGGUUUUGAUAAAUGAGGUUGAGGAAACAGUUCAAACUCUUAUACUUGGUUACCAACCUGAAAACCCCUAUAUUUGUGCUGGCCUAACUCAUCCUUAUAACCACAGGUUGUUCCCCAAAGACGUUGAAAUAUGCAUUUUAACUCUAAGUCAUCAAAAUGUGAAGAAUGAAUUUGAGACUAUCUUGAAGGUGAAUAAGGAAGAUGUCCUCAGCUUUCUAGGGAGGUAUCAGAACAAAUCCAGUGAGGCUGAUUUUAGACAUCUUUUGCACAUGGAUAUGACACAGUCAUUCCAGGUAUUUGUGGUUUUCGCUUUUGGCAUUUUAUUUUUUAUGUCUUGGCAGAACAAACUGGAACACUUUGACUGUGGUGUGAGUGUAAAAGCCAUCAUCAACAAGAACAUGUCUUCACAGGCCCAGGCAGCCCUGAGGAGUUAUGGUGAGAGCAACUUCAAUGGCUCUCUUCACCUUCACUCCAGAGGAAGGGACAUGCUGAUGCUGGAGCUCGAUGUGAACAAUGAAAACAGGAAGAAUGGCAGAGCUGUUGCACUGAGGGCUUUUCUCCAUCAGACAAUCCUGACAAACCCAGAAUCGAUACAGCUGCAGCUCAUUGGCAAAAUGUUUCCAUCAAGACUUCUGUUAUCUUCUGAGUUGAAGCUUAAUGAAAAUAGGCUUCACGUGGAUUUCGUGGGAGCCAGGGAACAAAAAGCUGGUUUGGUUUUGUCCCUAAAUGGAAGAGUCCAACAUACAUUUGCUGGAUUAAAGGCCAUACCUCACCUUCUUUCUCUGAAUGGAUUACUGAAGUGCAAAAACAACAUUCAUGAUGGUAAUAUCAAUGUGAUGGUCAACAAAACGCUGUAUGGACUCCAUCUCAGGAACAGGAAUGUGUUUGGGAAUGUCACUGUACACAACAUCACUGUUGCCAUGUUUCAGAAUGGCAGUCUGGCAAUCCCAGUGGAGGCAAGACUGAAAGGGCACCUGGAGCUGAGUAAAGAGAUGAAGAGGGGGCUAGCCAGCUUCCAGGUGGAUGAGAAGGCUUUUUCUGUGGAUUUUUUCAAUAUCAUGAGUCAUGGGCACAGCAGAGUCAGUGGGACUUUCACACAUAACAUCGACUUCUUAAAAAAUGCAGGAUUGCCAUGGGAUGGCAUUCUUACUGCCAGGUGUGAGCGUGGCACAGGAAAUCACACUGUUGCUGUAGCCCUGCAGAGUGGCAGGGAAGGGAUUACUGUUGAGUUUGGAGGGCACAGACUGGCCACAGAACCUCCUAAAUCCCAGCUCUCUGUGAGCUUAAAGCACAACAUCUCAAAGAUAAAGGAACAAGGGAUCCCUUUUAUUGUAGAGGCUGCUGGCUAUUAUGAGAAUUUCACCACAAAGAUUGCUGCAGGGAUAACAACCACGGUGGAGAAGGAACAGCUCAAAAUUGAAAUGGAGAAGGAAAUCACUGGCAGUGCUGUGGAAAUUUCUCUCUCACUUCACCAUGAUGUGGGAGGACUGAUGGACAUUGUUCCACGUGUACUAGAGGUUUCUUGCAGUGGAGAAUCUGCUAACAAACAACUCUCUGGCCUUUGCAAUGGUGCAAUUGCAUUUCAUCAUUUUGAGACUCCAGCAAGAGUUUCACUGAAUGGGUCAAUGUUUACCAGCAACUUUACUGUCAUCUUCUUUGGACAUGUUUCCUUCCAUGACACGUUUGCCUGCCUACAGCUCCACGCCACUGCCAACAUCCAGCCUCAUCUGGAAAUCCAUUUCCAGCAUUCUUUGCCUUCACUUCAUUCUCUGGGGAUUGCCAGAGAGAACCAAGUGAAGGUGUCAGCCCUGAGAAGUGACAAGUAUAAGGGCAUCCUUGCUGUUGUCCUUGGGCCUUGCAGUCUGAAAGCUGAUGGAGAAGUGACCCUGGCAAGCAAUGAAACACAGUGGGUACUUACUGUCAGGAACAAGUGUGUCAGUCUGGAGGAGGUGGGAUUGCCUCGUGCAGUGGUCUUUGGGGGCUCGUUUCAACAGAACAUCUGCAACGUGGGCUUGUUAAUGAACCUCCAGUGUGAUGGCAGAACAGUUGAUGUGCAGAUAGACACUUCCUGCCAACACGAAUACACACUCCAAGGGAUGCUCAGGCACUCAUUUCCCUGGCUCAGUCAGCUUGGGGUCCCUUUGGAAAACUCUGUCUUGUUCUCUGCAGCCACAGACUCUGCCACAGAGGGCAUUUUGUUGCUGCAGGCUGGCAGAUGCAGACUUAAGGCUAGAGGAGAUCUCUGUAUUCAGGAUAAAGCUGAAUGGACACUGGAAACAGAAUCAGAAUGUCAACUUCUGCAGGAUCUCAGUUUCCCAACCCAGUCACGGCUCACAGGAUCCAUUCAGAAAGACAAGUGCCAAGCAGAGCUUCUCUCAGUCCUGGAAACAGAAGGCAAAACUGCCCGUCUUGAAGUGAGAGCAGAGUGCAAGCCAAAGAUUACACUGGAAAUUCAGUUCAGGCAUGACCUCCCCCAGCUGAAGGAAAUCCCAAGGGAAAAUGAGCUGUCCAUCACUGCACGGAAACAGCUGAAAUAUUUUCUUGGAAUAGGAAUGAAAGUGGGUGCUUGUGAGCUUCAAAUGAAUGGGGACUUUGACCCUGAAAAGAAGCUUCAAUGGAAAAUGCUUAUAGAAAAUAAAUGCCAAACAAUUCAGGACCUUGGAGCACCAGUGAAAAUUGAUGGGUCAGGCUACAUUUUGACGGAUAAAAUGAACCUGGAUUCACAGACAUUGAUCACUGUUGAUGAAAGUAAAUUCCAAGGACUCCUGAUACUCAAAGUCACUGAUGAAAGGCAAGAGCUGGAUGCAGUGCUAACCCACAACAUUCCAGGAGCUGCUGACAUUGGCAUUCCUAUGAAGAUGUUAAUUGAUGUGAUAUCAGAAAAAAACAGUGACUUCUAUAAAAGAUUUAUUCAUUUCUGUGUGAACAGCAAGCAAGUAAGUGUCUCUUCCAUGUUAGUGAGAUGUGAAAUAGAGGUUGAAAUAGCUGUGCAUGAGGCCCCUUUAGGAAUACCCUGCAGGGGCUGUUUUCCUCAUUUUCAUAGUUUUACUCUAAUGUGUUCAAUAAUUAUAAUUAAUCAGAGAAGUCUCAAUAUCAGAGAUGUGCCACAGUUAACUUUUGUCAUAUUUACUUGGACUGAACAGAUUACAGAAGAACUGAACUUUGUCCAGAAGUUGGAUGUUGUGUCUCUUAACUACAAACUCACUCAUAACUUAGAGGUGCUGAAGACUUUGCAAAUAAAAGACAGGAUUGAGCUGCAGGCUAUCUUGAACCUGGAAGUCACCAAGAGCUUUAGUAUGAAAGUGCUUUAUGGUACUCACCUAACAGUGCUUGAAGGACAAAUCCAGGAGUUUGAAACAAGUACCAACAUAACAGGGAAUUUCCAUCACACUUUGCCAUGGCUGCUACAAGCCAGAGUCCCACCAUCUUUACAGGUAGAUGUGGUUUUUCAAGGGAGAAACACUACUCAAGAAAGAUAUGUACAUAUUGCAGCUGGAGAAACAUCAAUCACAUACACAAUAAACUCCUAUUAUGUUGGUCACCAAGUGGAUAUCUUCUGCCAAAGUGUACACAGCAGUGAGGUACUCCAGGCAGCUGGUUAUCCUAAGGCAAUCAACUUGAUUCUCAGCUUACAGGAAUCAGAAAACAAAGCCAAGACUGUCUGUGAAAUCCAAUAUGAUGAGAAAGAUAUAACUGUGACUGUGGAUGUUGGCACAGACUUUCAGCUCUUCGGUGUAUUUGUGCUCAUGGCAGAGGUGAAGCAUUCCAUAUCACUUCUCCAUCAUCUGGGACUUCCCUUCUUUCUUAAGGUGACAAUUCAGGAAGUCCUGACUGAAAAUGAAACUGCAGGAGCUCUGAGGCUGACCUAUGAACAAAACACAAACUUCUCCUUUGCCAUCAGUAGGAAAAAAGACCAGCAAGGUGAAGAGUUGAAUAUAAAAGCACUCCAGACUCAUCCCUUCUUUCUACAGUACUUCCCCAGUGCAGCAGAAGUGUCUUCUAAGGUAAAUUAUGAUAUGAGUGAAGCAAAAGGCAAACUCUGCCUCAGGAUGGAAAAAAGGGAUUUCAAUGUUACAGCGAAGCUCACUUUGACUGGAACCAGCUACACCAAUGCCCUUGAAAUAGUACAGACCAUGUCCCAGCUAAAAAUGGUUCCAAGGCAGCUUGUGUUUAUGACUGUUUACCAGAAGGGAAACAGGACACGUAUGCUGAGGCACACUGCUCUGUGGGAUGGCAAAGAGACAAAGGUAACAGGCACUUACACUGGACUCUUCCCAAAGCUGCCUGGAGGUCACGACAUUCAGGUGGAACUUUUCCAUCCUCUCUCCAUCCCUUUCCCACGGCAUGCCAGGGUCAACUUAUAUGUGAAACAUUCGGCACGUCAUCACCGGGAUGAUCUUACUGUCAUUUGGAAUGAGGAGGACCAGAUAUCAGUGUCAUCUUCUCUGAAGUUUGGAAGACACCGGACAAACUACAGAGCCACUGUUGCCCACCCAUUUAAUUACACCCUGAAGCAACUGGAGAUCCAUUCCCUGUCAGAAAGAAGGGGCAGAAAGUACAACCAGCAGCUGCAGCUGGCAGGGAAUGCUGGGCAGCCUGCUGACAUCCGACUGACCCUGGAGGAUAAAUCCAAGGUGGACAUCACUGCCUGGGCGGGCUGUGUGACACUCUCUGCAGGCCAGCUUCAGAGAAUAUUAAGUAUGGGACACCUGCAUGCAUGUGGGUCUCUACAGCAAAAAUCAACACUGUUUAAUGAAUAUCUAGAUCUGAACUGGGAUGACAAAAAAAUCAAACACAAUUUAACCUAUGAGAGAAAUCAAUUCUUGUAUCCUGAUAAAUUCCAGUUAGAAGCUGUCCUAGAAAAUAUUUUCCUGACCCCAUGCACCAAACAGAAGAUUCUGGGUAAAAUAGAAACAAACUACUGCUCUUCCCUGGAUCAUUACACAAGCUUUGAGCUCUGUGACCUUCGAAAUGUAAUUGUUUUAUCUGGAAAACACCAGCUCAACAAAGAUAACAUCAUUUUGCAGUCAGAGGGCAGAUUCCACCUUGGUGAUCACAGGACAGAUGGGGGGUUGAUUGGAGUAUCCAUAAAGAAUCAGAGCACUGCUGAUGUGAAGAACUAUUCUAUGGAAAUUGAUUUAAGAGCCUUUGAAGAUAUUUGGCUAGGCCUGGCAGGAACUGCUACUUCCUCAUCUGUCCAGAGCCAAAUCCUGGUGGAGGGGAAUAUUGAUCAGAAAGAGAAAGUAAAAGUGGCUGCUUCAAAAGGAAAGGAGUGCAUUCAGUACUACUUGGGGUAUCUGAAAGGGGAUUUGGAAGAAGGAAUGGAAGUCAGUGCUUGUUCUGAUGGGCAGGAGAUGGCUGCCAUUAACACCUAUCUCAGCAUCAAUGGAGAAAGGCAGGAAAACACGGGACAAGUGACUCUAGCAGCUGCUAAUGGAAGCUUGAGUUUUCUGGCUCAUGGAUGCGGGGAUCCAGUUCUUAAGGCUGAGUACAAGCUUAAUGAAAUUGGGAGUCUUUUGAAAGCCAAACUGAUGGAAAAGAUAAAGAAGUUUGAUGGAUACAUGUGGAGAUUCAGGAGAUCAGUGCAGCAAGUUGGUUUCCUGUCUGAAGCAGCUGGCUGGCCUUCCACAGCCUUGCAGAAGGCAGCAGGAUUCCUGCUCAGCGGGGGCAGAGCUGUCGCCCAGGCGUGGAAGCAAAGCGGAAUCGGGCAGAUCCUGAGGAGCAAGGUCCCGCUUUACCUGGAUAAAGUUCAAGGCAUUGUCCAGCAAAUGCAGAACGAAUUACAAAAGCCACUAGCAACUUUGAAGGAUGCCUACUAUGACGUAACCUUGAAGCCACUGGAUGAGGUCUGGAAAGAGAAGACAGAAGAGUACAUGAAGAAAAUCCAGGCUUUUUUACCCAAUAUUGUAAAGGAUGCAUGGCUUAUGGAACCAAUCCAGCUGGCAUUAAAGGUUGUGAAAGCAGCCUUGGAUACGACCACACAGCAGGUGUUCAGGUGGGCAGAGGCCACAUUUUCCAGAGCUGUGAGGAAGAUCCGGAAGCCCUUGCUCAACCUGUACAGUUUUUCAGCCAGGAACUGUUCCGUGGCAAUAAAACUGCCAGUACUGCCCAAAGGAGACCACUCCCUACAGCUGGCAAAUGUUCCUACUUAUCUCGUUGGAGAGAAAAUAAUGAGGCCUCUGCAAGACCUCUACAAAAUCAACAUCCUUGCGGAGUAUUAUCGAUUCAAACGGAGGAUGGUGGAGAGUCCCUUUGAAUAUCAUGCUCUGUUAGUGGGGACCAAGCAUCUUGUGACUUUUGAUGGAAAAAUGUAUGAUUUGGCAUCAAAGUGCAGUGUACUUCUUGCCAAGGAUUUUGUCCACAAUGCUUUCACUAUAAUACUAAGUGAGGAAACCAGUAAAUCAAGAUCACUGUAUGUGGAGAUGAACCAGACUGUGAUCAGUAUCCACCCAAGACUGAAGAUCUCCAAGAUGUUCUCCUUUACAGAAGAGAACUGCCAAGUACUGGAUAAAUCACUUGAAAAGAAUACCACUAAUUCAAGGAGAGAAACCAACAAAAUAGAAAUAUCUAAUCAGAAAGGAGUUUCUCUAUCCUGUGACUUUCAGUAUGAUCUCUGUACUGUCACUCUGGCUGGGUGGCACCACGGCAUCUCAGCUGGGCUUUUUGGUACCAAUGAUAAUGAAGCUGGAAAUGAAUGGAUGCUUCCUAAUGGUUCCUUCACUGACAACUUGCAAGAGUUCACACAGAGCUGGCAGGUAAGGAGCUCUAGGGCUUCUCUGUGCAGGGCACCAGGGGUGCUGAGCACAAAGGGCAGUGUGUACUCAGUAGUGGACUCAGCUGUGCUGGUCAAAUGGAGCUUGAAAACCAGCUCACACUGGAAAUCUGAAGAAUUCAUCCUAACCCAGUGUAUUAAAAAACAAAGUCCCCCAACUUCAGUAAUUCUGCUUUCCCAGGUGAACAAGUGCAGUCUUGUACCGAAGAAAGAGAAGUCAUGUCCAAUUACAGCCAAUCAAAACAUCUGCAAAGUGUUUUUUGAAGAACCACAUUCACUUCUUAGGAACUGCUUCAAAGUUGUGGACCCCGAGCCCUUCUACACCAUGUGUACACAGGACACCUGUGAGUCCCCGGCCCUGGGGGCUGCCUGCAGCUCAGCAGCAGCUUUUGUUCAUCUGUGCAACCGGAAUUUUGUCCCUGUGGAAAUCCCUCCACAGUGCUUGAGCCUGUUCUGAAUGGCACAUACCAGCCCUGGAGACGGAAGAACCCUUUCAGCACCCAAAAAUAGAAGUUAUUUUAGGUAGACAAGCUAGAGGCAGGAGCAGGAGAACAGUAGCAGUGCAAAUGCAUUAGUGUUAGACAAUGAAUAUAAUGAAGCACAUAUAGUAUAAAAGGAAAGCUUUCCACUAGAACCCCUGAGGGCAAGAGGAAUUAUUUCAGUAUACUGACAAGAAACUAUAAUCAACCAAAGGAAACUGAACAUAAUAGUAUCAACUACUUUAAAAGAAUUCUCCCAUUCAGUGGCAAAAUUGUGUCUCCACAAGCUUUGAACCAUAGCAUAAAUACAUUUAAAAGCUGACAAAAGGUCUCUUCCAGCUCAGAUUAGUACAAGUGGAAUACUUUGUGAAAGCAGCAUUAUCAGCUUUGAGUCAGCAGAGAUGCUGACUUAUUUUUUCUUCAGAAAUGAAACUCUGCUGUUCAGCGGUUCUGGACAAAGUUAUCUUUUUUUUUUUUUUUUUUUCAAGGGAAGUGCUCCAACACAUGAGAGCUACAGUAGAAAUAAGAUGGUUAAAUAAUUGAAAGCACUUGAUAAUUUUCUCAUUUUUAUGCUGGCUGAUUUUUCCCUUACUAACGUGUACACUGUUAAAUGAGAAACACCCUUCUUGGUAUCUGUGUACCAGUUUCACAUUCUCCCUUUGUGCCUUCAGAAGCCCUUUCUCAGAAAUCAGCUGAAGUGUUUGGAAAGGGUGAUUGAUAUCUAUCCAACCCAUAAAGUAGCCUUAAGGUGCUAUAGCUGUUGUUGUGUGAAAACGUCUUAUCUGUUAAAUCCUUUUCUAUAUUUUAAGUCUAUUGAUUAAAGAAAUGCAUUACCUUUCUCCACCCAUACCUGGAAGGCAGCUAUUCCUCAGCAAAAGGUUAACACUGCAAAAUCCUUCCCAUGUCUUUACAUAACAUGCAAACGUUGAAAUAAUGGUGUUCUGAACUAGGAGAUAAUGCUAAUAAACAUUUGACUUCCUUAUUAUUAUGCUGGAGUACAUUUUUAUUGAUUAUUCAUAAGAAUAUAAACCUGUACUGAUCUACAGAGCUGGAAUUGGCUGGGUUUGAAUGGCUCACAGACAAACCCAGCACAGGCCUCUGUUACCUCGUGGAUGCUGCUUUCAGCCACAUUCUCUUCCUGAACACUGAACUCCCUAGCGUGACACACAUUCUAACUAAAACAUGAUCCCCACACUAGUCAGGAAAAAACCCUGCACUUGUUAGGAUUUCCACACACAUCAGAUGCUGCUGUAUAAAACACAGUAGAAAUCAAGUCUUUCUCUGUAGUAGUUUUAUAACUGCACCCUUACAGAAGUGUUUUGUAAUGAAGCCAAAAUUGUAUGAAAUAUUUCUGAAAGUUAAAGAGUAUUUAUAUCAGUUAGUGAUUCAAAAAAACGCAUCAUUUUCUCCCCAGUCACUGAAUGUCAUUUCACUCCCCAGCUAAGCACACCGA
Messenger RNA from Pseudopipra pipra, 13387 nucleotides. RefSeq lists its product as uncharacterized. The transcript is spliced from 70 exons. Gene Ontology annotation, biological process: lipid transport. Gene Ontology annotation, molecular function: lipid carrier activity. The coding region runs from base 66 to 11912 and encodes 3948 amino acids. The record is from RefSeq and is a predicted model, not a curated record. Lineage: Eukaryota; Metazoa; Chordata; Aves; Passeriformes; Pipridae.